GCCCCACCGCACUACAGCUCCCGCCUGCCCAGCGGGCAGAUAGAGAGGGGGGCGGGAAGGGAAGGAGGAAGGAAGGGCUUCCCCACUGCGGCGGGAACUACAUGUCCCGGCGUGCGCCGCUGCGGGCGGGGAGCGGCUCGGGGGCGGUGGAGCCCUGAGGCGAGUGAGGGCGAGGCUGGCGGUGCGUGGCUCCGGCGGUCCCUGAGUUGUGGUUCCCGGGAGGAGUGAGAGGCUCAGGAUGUCGAGGAAUUUCUCUGACACAGGCAGCAGAAAAGAGCAUGUUAAAAUCACAAGUGAACCCAAACCAGGGUUCCUGGAGCGGCUCAGUGAGACUUCUGCAGGCAUGUUGAUUGGACUUGUGACAUUUCUUCUGGCUUUCUACCUUCUUUUUACCAAUGAAGGGCGAGCUUUAAGGACAGCCAGGUCUCUCGAUGAGGGGCUUUCUCUUGUGGUCCCUCUUGACAGCAUCCACAGUAUCUCUCAGCAGAACGAGGGGAGACUGGUGCACUUGACUGGAGCUCUGAGUACAUCUAAGCCUUUGUUUGACCCCAGCUAUGGGCUCUCCAUCCGAGCUGUCAAACUUAAGCGUAACGUGGAAAUGUACCAGUGGGUAGAAUAUGAAGAUUCCAAGGAAUAUGAGGAGAAUGGUGAGAUUAAGAAAGAGACAACAUACUCAUACAAUACAGAGUGGAAAUCAGAAGUUGUGAACAGCAGAAACUUUGAUCGAGAAAUUGGACACAAAAACCCGAGUGCCAUGGCUGUGGAGUCUUUCACUGCUGUUUCUCCUAAUGUCCAGAUUGGCAGCUUUGUCCUUUCCAAGGGUCUCGUGGAUAAAAUUGAUGAUUUCAAGCAGUUGAGUUUGUCACACCUGGAGGAUCCCCAUGCCGACGUUACCCGCAGAGGAGAUUACUUCUAUCACAGUGACAACCCCGGGCGUCCAGAGGUGGGAGACCUUCGUGUCUCCUUCUUCUAUGCAGGUCUGAGUGGAGAUGAUCCCCAUUUAGGCUCUGCUGCUGAGGUGACUGUGAUUGCUCGGCAGCGAGGUGAUCAGCUGGUUCCAUAUCAUACCAAGUCUGGAGAUGUUCUGGAGAUUCUGUACCCUGGGUACCUUUCUGUGGAGGAGGUGUUUCAGAAGGAGCAGGAGAGUAACACCGUGAAGACUUGGGCCCUCCGUGCAGCCGGCUGGCUCUCAAUGUUUGUGGGCAUCAGCCUGAUGACCCGAAUCUUUUACACUUUAGUGGACUGGUUUCCUGUUGUGAGGGACCUGGUUAAUGUUGGCUUGAAGGCGUUUGCCCUGUGUGUGGCCAGCUCGCUGACCCUGCUGACCAUCUCUGUGGGCUGGCUCUUCUACCGCCCGCUCUGGGCCCUGCUCCUCGCGCUGCUCUCCAUAGUCCCCAUCGUGGUGGCCAGAUCCCGUGUUCCGCCCAAGAAGCAGCAGUGACCGGGAGGUGGUCGGGUCUUGAGCUGAGUCCUGGUUAGAACCUUGCCAGGUGCAUUUCUGCCCAGUUCCUGCAGCAAGCUUACAGCAAAUCACAGCUCAGCAGAGGGCACUGAAAGCUGGGGAGGGGGGUUGAAUGUUGCGAUUGAUGCGCCUUAUCCAUAGGACUAUAGGAUGCUGUUUGGGGGAAGUCAGUGACACCAGCUUUGGGGAAAAAAGCAUUUUGGGUGUGUAUAUUGACGGUAAGUUAGUGAAUAAGCAGAUUUGUACCUCUUACUGCUUAGUAAUUCCCCCUGAUUUGAGAACUGUCAAGUCCUUGCUGGGUGGGGCACCUUGUGUGUGAAAGUGCCAGCUGCAUCCCAUGAACCCUGGUUAAAUGUCCUUAGGAAAUGCGUGUGCCUGCCUGUCUCUGACAAACCCUCCCUCUGCUGCUUUCUCUUGUUUGCAGGCAGUGUAUGUGUUUAAAGGGAAAACACAGCUUUGGUAGAUUACACACAAUACUCAUGUAAACCCUCUGAUUUUGGACUGAGGAUUUUCAAAGUCAUUAGUGUAAUGAGUGGCCAGAUUAGCUGUACUCUGAGACUGAGCAGAUUUAUCAAGACACAUUGGUUUCCCCCAGGUUUUAAAAGUAUCUGAAGCUGUUCUUGGUUAAGUAUAAAAAAUGAUACCCUGAACUAUAUCAUUGCAGAACUGUUUCAAAAAUUUCACUUCAAAUUGCACUUAAAAGGGAUACUCAGAGGUCAUUCACCUGUAAAUAUAAAACCUACUGCCUUGAAACAACACUGACUUUCAUAACUGAAUAUGUAGUCUUUAAAAUAGUUGGGGUUUUUUGCUCUGUAUACUGUUCCUUUCUUUAAUUUCACUUAGGACGAUGAACAUACUUCGUGAAAUUAAGUAAUGGGAGCAUCUUUGCCUUAUUAGUUUUCAUAUAUUUCAGUAGUCUAAAUUGUUAGUUUUGUAUCAUGUUAGAGGAAUGCUGUGUAGCGUUGUGACAGCUCACGUUUGUGUGCUGUAACCAGUACUUAAGGUGAGACACUCACCAAGCUAGAGUCUGGCGUCCAGAUGGGCCUCCCUACACCAAAGUGUUUUGGGGGUUUUUCUAAGUUUACACAAUUCAGUACAAAAAUAAUGUUUUCAAUUAUGAAAUCUAUUUAUGUCCAUCAGUGUUCUCUGUACCAAAGGAACUUCACUUGAACGAACGUACAUAGGAGCAAAUGUUUGCUAGAAAUGGUACUGAAAUAGAAAUCUGAAUUAGAAAUCGUAAAUGUUUUGAGAAUAUGUAAUUAUUUUAUUAGUCCUAAUUACUUUGAUUCUUUUGGUAUUUGAAUAUUGUCAGUUUGUCUCACAGCUCUGUGCUGCUGGUGAAAGCAGGAGCAGUGACAGGGCAGGUAGAGGAGACAGCCUUGUGCUUGCACUGGUACAUGGCAGUGGUGCUGCAGUCUUCCUGCUGCUCAGCAACACCAGCUCACGCCGUCAGGAAUUGCGCUGUGCAGGGAAGAGAAAUGGGGUUUGAACUGCUGCUGUUUUGCCCAUGAUGCAGAACACUAACCACCAUUACUUAUUGGAAAUGAAGUGACAAAUUUUCUACAGAAGUGCUGAGCUUUUGUAUAUUUAAUAAAACACAGUUUUCAAAA
This is a messenger RNA of Hirundo rustica (Barn swallow), 3072 nucleotides long. RefSeq names its product transmembrane protein 43 (gene TMEM43). The coding region runs from base 239 to 1441 and encodes 400 amino acids. Gene Ontology annotation, biological process: nuclear membrane organization. The record is from RefSeq and is a predicted model, not a curated record. The transcript has 12 exons. Gene Ontology annotation, cellular component: nuclear inner membrane. NCBI's taxonomy places the organism in Eukaryota, Metazoa, Chordata, Aves, Passeriformes, Hirundinidae.